AUGAAGUUUAAUAACUUUUAUCGUUUAUGUUCUAAAACACCCAUUCUGUUAUGUACUUUGAUAAGAUCAACAGAUUAUCUUACAGGACACAAUAUUACGUACAAAAAUAAGGACACUUUUACUGAUGAGCCUCUAAAAAAUCCAUUAAAAUUAAACAUUUUACCAACAUGUUACAGUAGGUCUAUAUUUGUUGCAAAUACAAUAAUAUUUCAGAUAGGUAAUGCAAUUAUAAAUAUCGGCACACUAUUUAUUUUAUCAAUCAUAUUAUACAGUAUUAGACAAAAAUUCACAGCUAUUGGAAGAGAUGAGUAUAUGUAUCUAUUUCAACUAAUUAUUUGUUUUAUUUUGCUAAGCCUAAUAGCUGAUUGCGGCGUUGCCCCACCAAAUUCUAUAUCAUAUUCCUAUAUUGUAGCAAUCCAAGUUGCAUUUGCUGGUGCUUCAUGUUGGGCACUAACCGUCAGUGGUUUGUUAAAUUUUAGAUUUUGGGAAGAUGGUACUCGUAAAAGUAUGUUUAUAAUCAGAGGCAUAUCAUUUAUAGGGUUUAGUUUGAACUUGUUUGCGUGUCUAGCAAUUUCAUUGAAAUGGUUUACAGAUAGUAGUAGUAAUAAUAAUAAUAGUGUUGGCGAUGGCAACCAUAACAACGAGCAUGCCAUUAUAUUAAUGACUGUAAUAUUUGUAUCAAAUGCUCUCUGUAUACUGAUUUUUAUAGCCUCUCAAUUUUUGGCUUCUAUAUUUGUGUCAAAAAAUUAUUGGGGAUUUGGUGUUGUUUGUAUAAAUGUAUUGUUUUUUGUUACAGGGCUAAUAGUUACCUUUGGAAUUAGUGAUAUAGUAUGUGAAAAGACAAAACAUUAUUUGGAUGGUUUGUUUUUUGGAAGUUUAUUUAACUUAUUUUCAUAUAUGAUGAUUUAUAAAGUUUGGGACAUUAAUACUUCGAAAGAUUUGGAAUUUAAUGUAUAUCUCAAUAAUGAAGACGAAACCAUAUAUAAUGAAUAUAAAUUAGGUAUUAAGUAG
This is a messenger RNA of Saccharomycodes ludwigii, 1011 nucleotides long. RefSeq names its product Chs7p (gene CHS7). Gene Ontology annotation, biological process: protein folding. The transcript has a single exon. Lineage: Eukaryota; Fungi; Ascomycota; Saccharomycetes; Saccharomycodales; Saccharomycodaceae. The record is from RefSeq and is a predicted model, not a curated record. Gene Ontology annotation, cellular component: endoplasmic reticulum membrane. Bases 1 to 1011 code for a protein of 336 amino acids.